This is a messenger RNA of Falco peregrinus (peregrine falcon), 1331 nucleotides long. RefSeq names its product cardiolipin synthase 1 (gene CRLS1). The record is from RefSeq and is a predicted model, not a curated record. Bases 16 to 1092 code for a protein of 358 amino acids. Gene Ontology annotation, biological process: cardiolipin biosynthetic process. Gene Ontology annotation, cellular component: mitochondrion; membrane. The transcript has 7 exons. Gene Ontology annotation, molecular function: cardiolipin synthase activity. NCBI's taxonomy places the organism in Eukaryota, Metazoa, Chordata, Aves, Falconiformes, Falconidae.
GUAAACCGCCGCAAAAUGUCGCACGCCCCCCCCCGCCUCUGGCUGCCGGUCCGCGGCCCCCGGCAGUCUGUCGCGGCGGCGGAUGGCGCCGGCGGCGGGCGGGCGCGGGCUCCCGCGGGCAGGGCGGCAGCAGCGCGCGUAGGGCCCGCGGGCGGGCCGCAGCCCCGCGCCAUGCUGGCCGCCGCCUGGCUGGGCAGGGGGCUCUGGGGGCUGCUCCGCGGCGCGGCGCGGGGGCGGCCGGGUGAGCCCGGUAGGCCGCUGGCCAGCCGGCCCGGCGCGGGGGGUGCCGGCGGCCGGCGUCGCAACGGCAGCGGGUUGUGCCUGGCGGCGGGCGCGGAGGCGCCGGGGGGGGCGGGUGCCCCUCCCGCCCUGCGCCCCCCGCGCCGGCCGCUGCUGCGCGCUCCCGCCGCCGCCUGGCGCCUCCUGAGCGGCGGGGCCGCGCCGCCCGAGCCCCCCCAGCGGCGGGCAGCGGGGCGCUACGCCGAGCUGUACGAAAACCCUUGGACCGUCCCCAACAUGCUGUCAAUGGCCAGGAUGGGGCUGGCGCCGGUGCUGGGCUACCUGAUCGUUGAAGAAGACUUCGACGUCGCGCUGGGUGUGUUUGUCCUGGCUGGCGUGACGGAUCUGUUGGAUGGAUUUAUUGCACGAAACUGGGCUAAUCAGAAAUCAGCUUUGGGAAGUGCUCUUGAUCCUCUGGCUGAUAAAAUUCUCAUCAGCGUGCUGUAUGUAAGCCUAACUUGUGCAAAUCUUAUCCCAGUUUCACUUACAUCCAUGAUUAUUCUGAGGGAUGUAGCGCUCAUUGCUGCUGUUUUUUAUGUGCGAUACAAAACUCUGUCUCCACCGAGAACACUCAGUAGGUAUUUUAACCCCUGUUACGCUACUGCCCAGUUAAAACCGACAUUGAUUAGCAAGAUGAAUACAGCGGUUCAGCUAAUUUUGGUGGCAGCUUCUUUAGCAGCUCCUGUCUUCAAUUAUGUGGACAGCAUAUAUCUGCAGACAUUAUGGUGCAUCACAGCUUUCACAACGGUAACAUCUGCAUACAGCUAUUACCACUAUGGCCGAAAAACAGUUCAGGUGAUAAAUAACAAAUGAAGUAUUCCUGAAGGACCGGGGCUUGGCGGCGCAGCGUGCUGUGCUGUCGAAGGUGGCUGUGUUGCAGUUGAGUUUUGGAUCAAGAGCUCUUGUUUUUCAGCUUAAACCAUGGCAUCGCAAUGAAGUGAAGUUUGAACAUGUACUGUGUAUAUAUCUAGAGAGAGACUUUUCAAUGUAUUUUUAAUUUGUUUAAAAAUAAGGUUGUUUACAAAAACAAAUAAAUGAUAUUCUUAAAGACA